This is a messenger RNA of Tripterygium wilfordii, 2304 nucleotides long. Its product is annotated as cell cycle checkpoint protein RAD17. Lineage: Eukaryota; Viridiplantae; Streptophyta; Magnoliopsida; Celastrales; Celastraceae. The transcript is spliced from 12 exons. Gene Ontology annotation, biological process: DNA repair; mitotic DNA replication checkpoint signaling; DNA damage checkpoint signaling. The record is from RefSeq and is a predicted model, not a curated record. Bases 263 to 2104 code for a protein of 613 amino acids. Gene Ontology annotation, molecular function: ATP hydrolysis activity; chromatin binding.
UUCCCCAACCCGCGCGAAAUUCUCUUCCUUCUAAAGCCUAUACGUGAAGUAACAGAGUACCAAAUCGCGCCUUUUGUUUUCGGCAUCUCUAUUCCUGUCGCUCUACGGUGAUUCCCUUGCAUCUAGUCUCCGGAAAUUUGAGGCUUCCGGUUAUCGGUUACGGUUUCGUUGCAUCGGAGAAUCUCCUCGAAACGAUGAAGGAUUUGAAAGCUAGGGUUGUCCGUACCGAAGACUAAGACGCGAGGAGAGGUUCUGGCUGGUGAUGGUUAUGGGAAAGAGAAAUACUGUUGUUGUCUUAUCGUCUUCAGAUGACGAAGAUUAUGUUCCUUUGUUGAGUUCAAAACGGAGUUAUUCAAAGCCGAAUUCCAGAUCAUUGGUUACUCGAACGGAGCCUAGAGCGGGGAAGAAGAAGCGUCGCAUUUCCGAUUCUAGCUCUCGAUUGUGUGUAGAAUCUAGUUAUGUAGAUGAGAUCAGGUCUUCUUUCCAAGACUUCGAUGAAGUUAUUUCUGGGUCCAAGGUAUCUACCGGUUUUGGAAGGAACAACAAAAAAGAACUAUGGAUUGAUAAAUACCAACCUCGUUCUUUGGAAGAGCUUGCUGUUCACAAAAAGAAGAUUGAAGAAGUCAAGGUGUGGUUUGAGGGAAGAUUGACCCCUUCAAAGGAUGAGUUGAGUAACCAUGUCCUUCUCAUCUCUGGGCAAGCUGGUGUUGGAAAAUCCGCAACUAUUCAUGUGAUUGCAUCACAUCUUGGAGCCAGAGUAUGUGAAUGGAAUACACCCACUCCCACAGCAUGGCAAGAACACGUCCAUAACUUUAAUUCAGGGAUACAGUACAGAUCUAAGUUGGAUGAGUUUGAAACCUUCGUUGAGAAAGUAAGAAAGUACGGGUUGCUUCCUUCAUCUUUUCCUGUUGAGUCAAAAUCAUCAAUCAUACUCCUGAUUGAUGAUCUACCGAUGACUAAUGGACGAGCUGCUUUUGAAAAACUGCAAAACUGCUUGUUUCUUCUUGUGACAUCAGUUCAGACACCAACAGCAAUACUGGUGACUGCCAAUGGCCAUGCGGAUCCAGCCGAUCAGACUACAAGGCUUUUGGAAGAACUUCAGUCAUCCCUUGAGACUGCUGGGGCUUGUAAGGUUGCAUUUAAUCCAAUUACAUAUAAUUCCAUCAAGAAGACACUUACUAGAAUUUGCAGAGAAGAGCACUGUAAUUUGUCUGAUGAACAGAUUGGUAUAAUAGCAAAAUCCAGUGGAGGUGACAUCAGACAUGCAAUUACAUCUUUACAGCUUUUCGUGCUGAAACCAGAUUUAAUGCAUAGAUUAUCACCAUCUGAUCUUCCUUCCGGCUACUCAAAAGAAAGAACGCAUGACCUCAAUGCUUUGGAUGGUGGAUUUUCUUUACAUUUUGGUAGAGAUGAGACCCUCUCUCUAUUUCAUGCCCUCGGAAAAUUUCUACACAACAAAAGAGAAACUGAAAAUACCAUGGCGUUGGAUGGAAAUGCAUUUGAUAUAUCAGAGAAAUUUUCUAGAUUACCAUUAAAAAUGGAUGCUCCUGAAAAGAUACUCUGUCAAGCACAUGGGCAAUCAAGACCUAUUACUGAUUUUCUACAUGAAAAUGCAUUAGAUUUUCUGAGUGAGGAAGCAAUGGAUGAUGCCUGGGGCAUGGCUUCAUAUCUAAGUGAUGCUGAUUUGCUUCUUGCUUCUUUCCGAGGAAUGCUGGCUAGAUAUAAUGAGGCAGAAGGCGUUCUUCAAUCUGCUUCAGCUUCAGUUUCAGUUCGUGGUGUUUUAUUUGGAAAUUCUCAUCCUCUUCGUUCCAGGUGGCAUGCUAUUCGCAGGCCAAAGCUCUGGCAGGUUGAGCAGUCGACAUUGCAGAAUAAGAAAGAGAUUGUAAGGCAGAGAUUUACUACACCGAGCUUUUGUGAUUUAUCAGUUAUAGCUACCGAGUACACACCUGUUUCCAAUUGGCUUGGUCUUCGAACAUCUGGAGCGCUUGAAGAUCAUCAGAUGCUAAUACAGAGCAGCGGGAUGGUACACGGUGAUAUUGAGAAGUUGAGCUUGGAUGACCAUGAAAGUGAAAUUUCUGGUGAUGAAAUAGAAGAUUGGGAUUAGAAAUACCUUGUGUUAGUAGCGGAUUUGGCUUAAUUUGGGUCACUGUUUUCGCAUGUAGAGCAGCUAUUCAUACUUUCUAAUUGUUUCUUCACUCUUCUGAUUUUGUAAAUAUGAUUAAACAUUUCAUCUUCAAAUAUCAAAAAUUUCAGAGAUCUGCACUCUGUGGUCGUGGAAGCAGCGGGAGAACCUUGGCUUUUGAU